Engraulis encrasicolus (European anchovy) is the source of this 702-nucleotide messenger RNA. It is a transcript of the gene nkx2-9, whose product is annotated as NK2 transcription factor related, locus 9 (Drosophila). Gene Ontology annotation, molecular function: DNA-binding transcription factor activity, RNA polymerase II-specific; RNA polymerase II cis-regulatory region sequence-specific DNA binding. Gene Ontology annotation, cellular component: nucleus. The record is from RefSeq and is a predicted model, not a curated record. The transcript has 2 exons. NCBI's taxonomy places the organism in Eukaryota, Metazoa, Chordata, Actinopteri, Clupeiformes, Engraulidae. Gene Ontology annotation, biological process: cell differentiation; regulation of transcription by RNA polymerase II. Bases 1 to 702 code for a protein of 233 amino acids.
AUGACCGUUUCCACGAAAUUCAGUUUCACCGUGAGAAGCAUUUUGGAUUUACCGGAGGAUGAGGGGAAUAGUGUUCCACAAAGCUUUGAGGCUGAUCCCAUCUCCAACACAUCUUUCUCACCAUGGAUGAAUCUUGACAGGAUCCACUGCUCAUCAUCUGACGAAAGUAGCCCGGACACCACAUCUGACGAUUCUCCCAACGCGACAGCAGAGGCCUCAUCGGAAACCGAGAGUGAGGAGAUGAAGAAGAAGAAACGCCGCGUGCUCUUCUCCAAAGCGCAAACCUACGAGCUGGAGCGCCGUUUCCGUCACCAACGCUACUUGUCAGCGCCAGAGCGCGAGCAGCUGGCGCACCUGCUCAGCCUCACGCCGACGCAGGUGAAGAUCUGGUUCCAGAAUCACCGCUACAAGAUGAAGAGGGCGCGCACUGAGGGUUGCGCGCCAGAUCUCGGCCAAGCGGCGGCGUUGAGGAGGCUUGUGGUGCCGGUUCUGUUGGGGGAAACGCGCGCCAAACACUUCCAGACUUGCUUCAUCGGCACGGACAGGAGUGGAUGUUUGGCCACCUCUGCUGCUGCUGCUGCACCUGUCGCACACUAUAGCCCACUGCAGGACUGCCAACGGCAUCCUUCUCCGCUCAGCCUCAUCCCCAGAUUCCAGCACUUUACGCACUCGGUGCCCGCGCCACACCACUUCGUUUGGUGA